GUGAGCGCGGUUCCUACACAUCUGCAGAAAUAUUCUGACGGACUUAGAGUCGCAAUCCGCCAGAAAAUAGCGAUGGGGACGACAAGCCGAAGCCCACAAAGUCUCUCAUGGCGACAAUUUCAGUCCUACUGAUCGGUGUCUUCAUCUCGCAAGCCGACACCUCGCUAGUGCUCGCAACGUACGGCAAGAUCUCAUCGGAGUUCCACGACCUCGAAAGCGGAUCCUGGCUUCUGUCGAGCUACAUGUUGGCCAUGUGCGUUUCCCAACCGUUCUUCGGGAAGCUGUCGGAUAUAUAUGGUCGCAAGCGGUGUCUGCAGGUUGCAUACACUUUGUUCGCGAUCGGAACUGCCGGAUCUGGGCUGGGUCUGUCUAUGGGCCAAGUGAUUGCUGCUCGUGCGAUCCAAGGCGCUGGCGGAGCUGGCAUGGUGUGCAUGGUCUCGAUCCUAUUGACGGAUCUCGUACCCCUUCAUGAGGUAGCGCAGUAUCGCAGUUACGUCAAUGUCGUGCAGACAGUCGGCCGGAGCUGUGGCGGUGUGAUUGGAGGUUUCCUCGCAUCCACAAUCGGAUGGCGAUGGGCGUUCCUCGCGCAAUGCCCCCCUAUCUUCUUCUCCAUCUUGCUUGUCCAGUGGAAGCUCCACGUACCCCAGAAGAGCCUUGAGAAUAGUAGCAACGAGAGUAGCUGGGAUAAACUCAAGAGAAUCGACUUUGUAGGCGGCCUUUGGCUGAGUCUGACGAUCCUCGCGGCGCUGCUUGUGCUCGAUACCGGCGGCCAGAAAUUUCCGUGGAGCCAUCCGAUCAUUAUCGCCUCGGCCUGCGUCGCAGCGGUCGGAGGCGUGGCCUUCUGUCUGGUGGAACGCUACUGGGCGAAAGAGCCCAUAUUUCCCCUGCAGCUGCUCACCCACUACGUCGUUGUUACCUCGUAUACAAUUGUGUCCUUGCAAGCUCUUGCGCAGACGUCUUUGAUGUUCAUCGUCCCGAUAUACUUCCAGGUUACUAGGAACGCAUCGACCGCAGUUGCUGGGGCAUCGAUGGUUCCGGCAGUUCUAGGCAACACAGUGGGAGGUUUGUUAACGGGCUACUGGAUCAAGAGGACCGGAUGGUACAAGCUUCCUACUAUUGUCGCCUGCAUUAGCGCCGGACUCGCGUUCACUUUGAUGUUAACCAUGUGGUGGGGCCAUACCGGCAUCCUGGGUGAUCUUGUCAUAUUCCCAGGUGGCUUCGCGACAGGCGUGGCGCACUCGGCUGUAUUCAUCGGCCUAACUUCAGGAGUUGCAGAGCAUGAGGUCGCCAUUGCAGGAUCCGGCAUGUAUUUGAGCGUCAGCGUUGGCGCCGUCAGUGGUAUCAGCGGAGCAAGCGCUAUCUUCCAGAUUAUCUCGAACGCUUUAUCCGACAUCAACUAUAUCCAGAACGUAAAAGGGCACUUGCGCGACUUGAUGCUCCCGGCGUAUAUUUCCGCAAUCCACCUCGUCUUCGUGCUCGGCCUCGUUUCCUCUGUUGUCGCCUUUGCAGUUGCGGUGUUUACAAGGGAGAGGAAGCUGUUGCGGUGA
Trematosphaeria pertusa is the source of this 1547-nucleotide messenger RNA. RefSeq names its product MFS general substrate transporter. Gene Ontology annotation, biological process: transmembrane transport; basic amino acid transport. NCBI's taxonomy places the organism in Eukaryota, Fungi, Ascomycota, Dothideomycetes, Pleosporales, Trematosphaeriaceae. The transcript is spliced from 8 exons. The coding region runs from base 108 to 1547 and encodes 479 amino acids. The record is from RefSeq and is a predicted model, not a curated record. Gene Ontology annotation, cellular component: fungal-type vacuole membrane. Gene Ontology annotation, molecular function: basic amino acid transmembrane transporter activity.